AAUUGUACUGUUUUUAUAACAAUGUAAGUGCUUCCUAAAUUAUUAACAUUUUCUUUGUCAUUAUAUAUGUUUUUAAUAUAAAAACAGGUCCUGUUUUUGGUUUAUAGGCAGCAUUGUGCAAUAGAGAGAUACAGAUUAUAUAGUGGUCACAAUCACAAAAGUGCUAAAAUCCCUGUGGCCUAAAAUGACAAACUAAAAAAGCAAUGAAUGUUAGACUGAAAAAUCAAAACUGCAUCAGGACUCAGGUGUAGGGAAAGGCAUAUUAUCAAGUGACAGUUAUAGCCACUCAAUAUUGCUGGACGUUUUCCAUCUGCGCACUCCUCGCUCACGGCUAUAAACUGUAUUACCUUUUUCAUUUCACACAAUUACUCAAGAAAGCCAAUAGGCUUGUCUGCUGUAUUUGACACUGGAUUUUAUGUUCUUAUUUUGCCAAGUACUGACUCUGUUGAAAGAUGUGAAAAUAACAGAAAGUUACUAACAAGUCUCUAAAAUUUGUUGUUUGUGAAGGCAGGGGAUGAUUGCCUGCUUUCUCACUUUAAGUUACUUUUUCCACUGUAGGUCACAAAAAAAAGUGAGAUUUGUGACUGGGAGGAUCCCAGGACUGUCAAAGAGCUCCUUUCAGGCCUAUAAACAAUUAGAUUUCAUAUCAAAACAGUACUUAGAUAAAGUAUCUGUUGAAAUAGGCAACCACAACAAUGACUCCCAAUGACACUAAUUUGAUUGACUUGGACACUGAACAUAACAUCUGUUACAUACUUUGAGAUGGACUUCGAUAAAGAGUGUAUUCCAAUGCAAUACCCAGUAUUCCUGGAAUCUAUGAUCUUUGAGUCACUGUGAUCAUAAUCACAAUAAAGUGAAUAAAUGUAUAAAUAAAUGAUAGUAAAAAUUGAUAGAUCUGCAAUUAUUAUUAUUAUUAGUAGUAGUAGUAGUAGUUGUAGGUGUUUAUUAUAGGAAAUGUAUAACCCCCAUACAGUAAGGCCAUGCCUGGCAGAAUAGUGGCACUGCGGGUAGUAAUGUCAACACACAAAACCACAGAUUACCACAUUUAUUCAUUCUGUGUCCAUGUUGGUAUUCUCCGGAAUUUCAGACUUCUCCCCAUCUCCCAAAAAACAUGUUAAGCAGAUUGGCUAUGCUAAAAUCUUAAUAAAUCUGUGAAUGAGAAGUGUGCAGAAAGGAAGGGCUGAGUUUUUAGCAUUCUGUUAUUCAGGGUGUGUCCCUAUGUCACACCCCAGUGAUGAAUCCUGAUAAGAAAAAAAUGAGUGGAAAUGAAUGAUUCUGUAAAGUCGUGGUUAAUGAAUGAAUAAAUGAAUGUCAAACGUGUCAUUAUUGAAACCAGUAAGUACUGCGAAUUGGAUGCGCAGGAACGGCAUUUGCAGGUUUUCAAUAGAAAUUCCAGUAUUUCUGGUAUGAAUGGUAUCACUGGAGUGGGAAGCAACUAUUGGGCUGCUGUUAAUAGAAAGAAUGAUUUGUGCAAUGCACUUGCAAGUACAUCCACCUUCACCCAUUUACUUUUUACCCACUAUCACCCCCACCACCUCGACACACACACACACACACACACACACACACACAUUUCUCUAGGAGCUCCCCGCAUGCUUGCCAAUUACGCACCACUAGGCUGCUGGAGGUGCUACAGACUUGCUCGCCAGAGAAAGCGCAUUGAACCUUGCUCCAAUUUUCUUUUUCUUUUCAAGUUCUGAAUGAUUAUUUAUUUGGAAAAAUGAACCGCAGCGCAUUUUCAGUGUGUGUACUGUGCACAUCUUCGGUCCCAAAUGCGUUUGUGAUUGGCACCGUUGGGAAUGCCAUGUACCACUUCCACUGAAACGUGUGGGAUUCCCGGUGCGAGCGGUACAUGAUUAUGGAUCCGACCUCGGAUCCUCUCUCGUUUACAUCAGUGCUGUACGAUGGAUACGGUGAUGAGUGGAACGGGACCUCCUCCAACCUGUUCGCGCAACCCCCGUGGCAAGUGGCUCUGUGGGCGCUCGCCUAUUCUCUGGUGGUGCUGGUGUCCGUGGUGGGAAAUGUCACCGUGAUCUGGAUCAUCCUUGCGCACAGACGCAUGAGGACCGUCACCAACUACUUCAUCGUAAACCUGGCCUUCUCCGACGUCUCCAUGGCCACCUUUAACACCGUCUUCAAUUUUGUAUACGCGCUGCACAACGACUGGUACUUUGGUUUGGGCUACUGCAAAUUUCAGAACUUUAUCCCCAUCACUGCUGUCUUCUCCAGCAUCUACUCGAUGGCUGCUAUCGCUGUGGACAGAUACAUGGCCAUUAUCCAUCCACUGAGGUCCAGACUUUCCUCUACCACCACCAAAGUAGUGAUUGGUGUUAUAUGGGCUGUGGCUUUCUCCUUAGCCUUUCCUCAGUGUUUCUACUCAAGCACUAAAGUCUACUCCCACCGCACGGUCUGCAUGGUGGAAUGGCCAGAUGACUACGGUGGAAAACACCAGCUCUCAUACCAGAUUGCUGUCAUUAUCCUGAUCUACUUGCUCCCCCUGCUGGUGAUGCUAGUGACUUACAGUAUGGUGGGCCAACGUCUAUGGGGCAGCAAGAUCCCAGGCGAGGCCUCAGACCACUACCAGAACCAGAUUCAGGCCAAGCGCAAGGUUGUGAAGAUGAUGAUUAUUGUGGUGACAACCUUUGCUAUAUGCUGGCUCCCCUAUCAUAUCUACUUCAUCCUGGGCAGCUUCAAGAAGGACAUAUACAACCAGCGUUACAUCCAGCAGGUCUACUUGGCUAUCUUCUGGUUAGCUAUGAGUUCCACCAUGUACAACCCUAUCAUAUACUGCUGCCUGAACCAAAGACGCCUGCUGCUUCUCCUUAGAUUCCGGUCAGGUUUCCGUCGAGCUUUCCGCUGGUGCCCAUUCAUCAGGGUCUCAGAGGAGGAUGACAUGGAGCUGAGGCACAUGAGAACCUUCCGGACAACACGAAGCUGUCGAACAGAGACAGCCAGUGUUGUGGUGCGCAACCAUGUCAGUGGACCAGAUGAGGCCAUGUCCGAGCUGAUUAAAUCCUAGGCUCUAAAAACACUAAAAACUCAAAACAGAGGAUCUGAAAGCAAAGCGCUUAUUCACACUAAAUCCAUAUACCUCACAGAGAACAUUAAUUCAGAGAAAUUUAAUAAUGGAUGUAGUUCAAGUCUAUUCUAACUGUCCAAAGCUUGAGCAUGAAUCUUACUGGUCACUGCUGAAUGUUUCGUUUAGUUGGUUGUAUGGUUUUGUUUGUCUGUUUUAUGAAACAUUCUGUGAAAUGUGUGAACUGUAAAAUGUAAACAGUAUGUAAUACUGGAGUGGAAAGUGGAAUAUCUCACUAUUAAAAAAAUUGUUUUGAAUUUACGAUUUGACUUGCAGUAGACAUACGAUCUGUUUGUAGCCCUUAAUAUUUAGCUACUUAUCAGUUAGUAAAGAUGUAAUUUAAUGGAUGGAAAUAGAUGGAUGGAACAUGUUCAGAAAAAUAAGGCCAGCUUGUUCAUAGUGAAAAAAACCUUUAUAUUAUUAUAUGAAUUAUAUAGUAUUUAGUGUCCUAAAUAUACAUUCAUUUUGUUGUUGGAUUUGUAUUUCAGCAUAUUUAAUUUGUAAUGAAUAAAACAAAUCUAUUGUGUGGGUAAUGAGGAGGUGACUUUUCAUUUGCCAGAUUGUUAAAUAAUGCUGCUUAACGAUUCAAAUUAUUUUCUAUGGGGAAAGUAAUAUAUAGCACACACAUACUGUAUGUAUUUGGGUGUGAUGUUAAGACUUUGAGAGUGCUGAAAAAUAUUAAAAUUGUUGUACUGUG
Molecule: messenger RNA, 3773 nt
Organism: Silurus meridionalis
Lineage: Eukaryota; Metazoa; Chordata; Actinopteri; Siluriformes; Siluridae
Gene: tacr2
Product: tachykinin receptor 2
Exons: 5
Coding region: 1853-3019 (388 amino acids)
Biological process (GO): positive regulation of flagellated sperm motility; G protein-coupled receptor signaling pathway
Cellular component (GO): plasma membrane; sperm midpiece
Molecular function (GO): substance K receptor activity
Source: RefSeq, a predicted model, not a curated record